Messenger RNA from Actinia tenebrosa (Australian red waratah sea anemone), 1773 nucleotides. Its product is annotated as N(4)-(Beta-N-acetylglucosaminyl)-L-asparaginase. Gene Ontology annotation, biological process: protein deglycosylation. Lineage: Eukaryota; Metazoa; Cnidaria; Anthozoa; Actiniaria; Actiniidae. Gene Ontology annotation, molecular function: N4-(beta-N-acetylglucosaminyl)-L-asparaginase activity. The record is from RefSeq and is a predicted model, not a curated record. Gene Ontology annotation, cellular component: lysosome; cytoplasm.
ACGAAAGUGCAUUUUUCGUUUCUCUUUGCUUUCUCGUUGUCUAGAUCAAAAAUAUUUAAUAUUUGAAUUUUAGUUCUCCAUUAUUAUGAAGUCUAUAGUCUUCAGUAUUUGUUUUUGGAGUUUAGUGAUUUUUAAAGUUAAUGAUGCAGUUUUUUCAGAAUCUUUACCGAUAGUAAUCAACACAUGGGGACCACCAUUCACAAACGCAACAUUGAAGGCAUGGGAGGUUAUAAAUACUAAGGGAUCAUCUUCCCUAGAUGCUGUAGAGGCUGGCUGUACAGAAUGUGAAGUUGAACAAUGUGAUGGGACAGUGGGCUAUGGAGGAAGCCCUAAUGAAGAUGGUGAGACAACACUAGAUGCAAUGAUCAUGGAUGGUGUCACGCAUGAUGUUGGUGCCGUUGGUUGCUUAAAGGAUAUCAAGAAUGCUAUUGGAGUAGCACGCAGUGUAAUGAAAUAUACAAAAGAAACAUUUCUUGUAGGAGAAGAUGCAACCAAGUUUGCCAAAGAUAUGGGGUUUAAAGAGGAGAGCCUGAGCACCAAUAACUCAAUAGACCUUUGGAAAAGCUGGAAAAAGAAAAACUGUCAACCAAACUUUAGACAAAAUGUUGUCCCAGAUCCCAUUAAAUCAUGUGGACCAUACAAGCCAGUUAAAGAGAAGAGGGUACAAAACUUGGACAAAACUAACCAUGAUAUUGAUGAGAAUAAUCAUGACACAAUAGGAAUGGUUGUAAUUGAUGCAGAUGGAAAUAUGGCAGGUGGAACGUCUACUAAUGGAGCUAGCCACAAAGUACCUGGUCGUGUUGGAGAUUCACCCAUCCCUGGUGCUGGGGCAUAUGUAGAUAAUGAUGUAGGAGGUGCUGCUGCUACUGGAGAUGGUGAUAUCAUGAUGAGAUUCCUGCCAAGUUUAGUGGCAGUAGAAUACAUGAGACAAGGCAAAUCUCCCACUCAAGCAGCAGAAUUAGCUAUGUCUAGAAUAGCCAAGUAUUAUCCUAAGUUCAAUGGUGGACUUGUGGCUGUUAAUAAGGCUGGUGAAUAUGGAGGUGCUGCUCAUGGCUGGACUUUCUUCAAAUACUCUGUUGUUAGUCCUAAACUUGGUGGUAAAGUGACAGUUGUCCCUGUGAAACCUCUUUGAAAACAAGCCAUUCAUUAUAAUGCACAACACUACUAUUUUUAAAGUGCCAAGGCAUUGAUGGUUAACUGUAAAACAAUGCAAGGUAUAUAACUGAAAGCUGAAAGGCUUUAAUUUGUAAAUUUAUGAGUUGCAGAUUCAAACAUGUCUGGGUAGCAAAGAGGACAGCAAACUGCAAGCCCAGGUCAUUUUCUGCUCUCUCUUGGGUUUCAUCUGUCAUACAUCUCCAAGGGGAGGAUGACAAGGUACCUUCAUUGAAGGGAAACGAGAAUGGAAGCAAGGGUGAUAGUAACUGCUCUGACUUGACUUCCUUUCCUCCUCAUCUCCUCCCUCCCCAAAGUGCGCGCCCCUAUGCAGGCUAUUUGCUAGUGGACAAAAAGGUUAAGUCUGAGCCCUGAUAAGGAGAAUCUAGAACAUUUUAUGAAAAGAUAAUUUUAGAUUUCAAGUUAACGAUACAUAUUUUCAUGUUGUAAAAAAGUAAAAACGACAGAAAGAAGAGGAAAUAUUGGGUGAUCUCUUGAGAGCCCUUUACUCACCUUCAAGCAAUGAUACCUUGAUCAAAUAAACUCAAUUCAAGUGGAAGUAAUGCUUUCCCAUUUCAGGCCACGUGUCAUUCCAUUGAUAAUAAAAUUAUUUGUUUUUCA